AUGUCCACCCGCGACUCCUACUCCCACUCACGCUCUCAUCGAGAUCGCACCCACUCCCACACCCGCUCACGCACGCGCUCGCGCUCUCCCAAUCGCGAUCCUACCUCCAGAUCCGACAAACACCGCAGCAGCAGACAUCACCACCACCAUCGCCAUCACCAUCACCGACACGACCGCCACCGUGACCAUGAUCGCGAUCGCCACCGCCGCGAUCGCCAUACAUCCCGCUCAAAAGAUCAACCAGAACCCGCACCAGCAGCCCCUAUAGUCCUUCCAUUCAACUCGCGCGAACUCACCAAAUAUGACCUGGAGCACUAUGCCCCCAUGUUCGAUAUGUACCUGGACAUCCAGAAGGGGAUUAUUAUGGAUGAUUUGGCGGAGGAUGAGGUGAAAGGGAGGUGGAAGAGCUUUAUGAGGAAGUGGAACCGCGGAGAGUUAGCAGAGGGGUGGUAUGACCCUGCUACGUUGGAAAAGGCGAGGACGAACCUUGCGCAAAUGCAGGCACAGACGAGUACGAAUACUGGUUAUCGGGGCGAAUCGCAACAGGAUGAGCGUAGGGAUGCGACUCGGGAUAGGGAUGUUGAAGGGGAAGACGACGAGGACGACGAUGAAUACGGUCCGGUGCUUCCCUCUACAUCUGGGCGUGGUGGAGGUCCGUCUUCGGGACCUACGAUACCUACUAUGCAGGAUUUGGAGUUGCGGAAGGAACUAGCAGCAGAAGACGCAAUCGCAGCGCGUCAAGACUCGCGCGCCCAGUAUCGCAGCGAACUGCGCUCACAUAAGUCCGAAUUCAAAUACUUGCAGGAGGAGGUAGCGCCGCGCGCGGAACCGGGGACUCAUGAACGGCGCAUGGAGAAGCGACAGGAGGCUGCGGCGAGUAAUCGUGCCUUUGCGGAGGCGAAGCGUGGGGGAUCUCCGGAGGCAGCGCCGGAGGAGGAGUUGAUGGGGUCUGGAGAGAAUGAUUUGGAUUCGCUGAAGAAGGCGAGGGAGAGGGAGCAGCGGAAAAAGAAUGAGCGGGAGAUUCGCAGGGAGGAAUUGCUCCGGGCAAGGGCGGCGGAGCGUGAGGAGAGGCUGCAACAAUAUAGACAGAAGGAGGAGGAAACGAUUGGGUGGUUGAAGACAUUGGCUAAACAGAGCCAUACCGCUCAAUCUCAAAAGCAACAACGCUCUACUACAAUGCCAGUCCCGCCAGCAGCACCUCCUCUCACACAGGUAGACAAUCCCCCCAGCACAUCUCAACGUACACUGAUCAUCACCUCACCAGACUGGAACACCCACGAUGUAUUCUUCAAAAUCACGCGUGGCCGCUUUCUCGUCGACGAAGCCGAGAACCUCCGCAUGCGCGAGAUCAAAUUCGACAUGAACGACUCGCCCGUAUCGCAGCAGAAUGGAUGGGGGCCACUCACUGCACCUCUAUACAGAAGUAUCCCGACGGCAUGUUCAACAAGGCCUUUCUCAUGUCGAUGGACAAUGGCCGCGAAGUCGUUGCAAAGCCAGCGAGGUCGCUACCAUGAACUUCGUAUAUCCUACCACAUCUAUCAAUGCCGGGUCCAGCUAACGCAACUUGAUCCUGGGAGGCCAGAAACGUGCUCGGAACACCAGCGCCUCGUAUCUACUCAUGGAACUCGCAUGCAAAAUAACACCCAGUUAGAGCUGAGUUCAUCAUGGAGAAAGCUGCCGGCGUUCCCUUUCUCAGGUAUGGGAGACACUGAAAUUGGCUCAGAAGCUACAAGUGCUUCUUGCCAUGAUAUGUCUGCAGAAGAAGUGGCUAAGUGUGUCAUUCACGCAUCAUGGCAGCUUGUUCUACGCCAAAGACAUACAGCCAUCACCACCAGGAGAAGUCGCCCACUACAUCAGAAUCUUGGGUCGCAUGCAUUGCAAUCUCUGAGUAUCAUGGACGAAACUGUUCGAGAUUAG
Aspergillus niger is the source of this 1917-nucleotide messenger RNA. RefSeq lists its product as uncharacterized. The record is from RefSeq and is a predicted model, not a curated record. The transcript is spliced from 5 exons. The coding region runs from base 1 to 1917 and encodes 638 amino acids. Lineage: Eukaryota; Fungi; Ascomycota; Eurotiomycetes; Eurotiales; Aspergillaceae.